UUUAAAAUUAUACAAAGAUUUAUUGCGUUAUGGUGACAAUUUGAAGUAUACAGACAAAGAAUAUUUCCGACACAACAUUCGUAAAAAUUUUAAACAAAAUAAGCAUUUAAUUGAUCAAACAGAGAUUGACUUUCAAUUGCAAAAAGGACAGAAACUUCUACAAAAUCAGCGAGUAUUGUAAAUCUAUAGUUCCUUAUAGUGAAAUUGGACAAACAUAAUUAUAUAUUGUUUACAGCAAUGCUGAAGCUGUUAAGUAGAGCACGUAAUAAUCAAUCUUAUGAUACUCAUAUAUCGCCAUUGAUUGUUCAAAAAAUGUACGGAUUUUUAUGUUGUGAAGUCAAGAACAGUUGGGGUAAUCUAUUAAAUAGCCAGAAACAAAUUCGAUAUAAAUCAUACAAUCGCUUCUUGGAUUAUUCAAAAGUACCCAGGCUAGAAGAAAAUGAUUUACAAGAACAACAUGUUAGAGGAUCUGGACCUGGCGGCCAAGCAACUAACAAGACGAAUAAUGCAGUAAUUUUAAAACACAAACCUACAGGAUUAGUUAUAAAAUGUCAUGAAACUAGAAGUUUAGAACAAAAUAGAAAAACUGCCAGAGAGAGACUGUUAAGAAAAUUAGAUAAUUUAGUAAAUGGUCAGGAUUCUCUGGAAAGUCAAAAGGAACGAUUAAUGAAAAAAGAUUCCAUUAAGAAGAGACAAAAGAAAAAGAAACUCACAGAUUUGAAGAAUGCGUUUAUGGAACGCGAGAACUUAAAAUAAUCGAAAAUAUAAUAUAUUAUUUAAACAAUUUUUUGCUCUAGAUAUUAUGUAAUAUCUUGUCUAAUAAAAUUUAAGUCAAACAAAA
Molecule: messenger RNA, 841 nt
Organism: Bombus pascuorum
Lineage: Eukaryota; Metazoa; Arthropoda; Insecta; Hymenoptera; Apidae
Product: mitochondrial translation release factor in rescue
Exons: 2
Coding region: 238-756 (172 amino acids)
Biological process (GO): translational termination
Cellular component (GO): mitochondrion
Molecular function (GO): translation release factor activity
Source: RefSeq, a predicted model, not a curated record